Nelumbo nucifera (sacred lotus) is the source of this 975-nucleotide messenger RNA. Its product is annotated as large ribosomal subunit protein uL16-like. Gene Ontology annotation, biological process: translation. The record is from RefSeq and is a predicted model, not a curated record. Gene Ontology annotation, cellular component: ribosome. Lineage: Eukaryota; Viridiplantae; Streptophyta; Magnoliopsida; Proteales; Nelumbonaceae. Gene Ontology annotation, molecular function: structural constituent of ribosome.
UUCGAUCGUAUAUAUAACGGCAACAGGCCCCUUUACUAGGGCUUUAUUUUCGCUGUUCGCUUUCGUUGCAGAACCUCACCGACCUGAAGAUUUGACCAUGGGCAGAAGACCAGCAAGGUGUUAUAGACAGAUAAAAAACAAACCAUACCCAAAGUCACGGUAUUGUCGUGGUGUUCCUGAUCCAAAGAUCAGGAUAUAUGAUGUGGGAAUGAAGAGGAAGGGAGUAGAUGAGUUCCCCUUCUGUGUCCACUUGGUGAGUUGGGAAAAGGAGAAUGUCUCAAGUGAAGCUCUGGAAGCUGCUCGGAUUGCAUGCAACAAGUAUAUGACAAAGUAUGCUGGCAAAGAUGCUUUCCAUUUGAGAGUCAGGGUGCAUCCUUUCCAUGUUUUGCGGAUCAACAAAAUGCUUUCAUGUGCUGGGGCUGAUAGACUCCAGACUGGAAUGAGGGGUGCAUUUGGGAAGCCACAAGGUACUUGUGCAAGAGUGGCCAUUGGUCAAGUCCUUCUGUCUGUUCGCUGCAAGGAUAGCAACAGCAGUCAUGCUCAAGAGGCCCUCCGUCGUGCCAAAUUUAAGUUCCCUGGUCGCCAAAAGAUCAUUGUCAGCAGGAAGUGGGGUUUCACAAAAUUCAGUCGUACAGAUUAUCUGAAGUGGAAGUCAGAGAAUCGAAUCGUGCCAGAUGGUGUCAACGCUAAGCUUCUUGGUUGCCAUGGACCUCUGGCGGAUCGUCAACCGGGAAGAGGCUUUUUGUCAGCAACUGCUUAGAAAUUCUUGUUGCUUAAAAAUAUCCAGGACGUUUCUUGAAAAUUUUGAUGGCAUCUCAGUUCGUAUUACAUGUUCUACCACAUACAUUUGUAGGCUUUUUCUCCUGUUCAGUAAUAUCCUUCGGAGUGUGACUGACAGUUUGAGUAGGAUGUGUACUCUGGUGGUUAUUUGGAUCUUGUUUAAAUUGAAUACUUAUUAGUAGCUUACGUGUAGUA